AUGCGCUCGAGUGAAGCAGCCGCUUCCAAGACCCUCCAGCUCGGGCAAGACGCUAAGGCACCCGGCAUGAGCCGUUGGUAUCCGAGUCAGAAAGCGGCAAGCAGCGCGCAGCGGAGGGUUGGCCCGUCGUCAGGCUACUCGGACGAUGGCGUGAUUGGCGAGAGCUGGACAGGAAGCUCGGGGGACAAGUCGGGGGAGCUGAGGCAGUGGGAGAAGGCGCUGGAAGAGAAGGCGCGUCAGCUGGAGCUGAAGGAGCGAAAGCUCGCCCAGCAGCUGCUCCACCUCAACCACACCAGUACUGCAGGGAGAUCUCGUAAUGCUGGAGAGCUCGCGAACCUUGAUGAGGAGCGAUUCGCAAGGGCAAGGGGGGAGGCAUGGGGGGAGAGAAGUCAAGCAGCAGGAGGGAGGGACAUGGAGGAGAGCGAGAGCGAUCAGCUGGCCAAGUUCUCUAAGCACAUCGGGCAUGGCUCCAACAACGCGCUCAAGAACCUGCUGCUUCUCUGCAUCGACGUGGAGGCCUUCCGCUACCUCACCGAGCCUGACGACAUGAACAUCUACGCGCACGAGAUGUUCACCCAGCUUGCUGCUGUUCUUGCGUUUGCUCAUCGCCUCGCGUGGCAGUACCUAAAGCCUGGCGCGAGGAGAUGGUGUGGGCUGCCUGACAGCGCCUUGAAGGAGUUUCAGUCUCGCUUCACUGAUGGAGGAAUGGACACGAAGAUGUUCGAUAGAGUUCAGGUAGACAUGAUGGCGAUAGAUAGAGAUGAAGAGAAGGAGGAGGACGGGAAACGGGAGACGUUGUCCUUCAAGCAUCUUCUGCCGGCCUUGGCUGAGUUCAGACGAGUAAGAGACACAUGA
Molecule: messenger RNA, 855 nt
Organism: Guillardia theta CCMP2712
Lineage: Eukaryota; Cryptophyceae; Pyrenomonadales; Geminigeraceae
Exons: 10
Coding region: 1-855 (284 amino acids)
Source: RefSeq, a predicted model, not a curated record